Molecule: messenger RNA, 1158 nt
Organism: Lactuca saligna
Lineage: Eukaryota; Viridiplantae; Streptophyta; Magnoliopsida; Asterales; Asteraceae
Source: the annotation of a GenBank genome assembly
AUGUCAUUCUCCUUCGCUCCAUUGCCUUUAUCUUACCCUGAAGAGAUACAACAUGACCUUUCCCCGUUUAUACUCAUCCAUAAAAAUGGUCGUAUUGAACGGCUAGUCGGAGAAGAGAUCACCCCUCCAUCAACCGAUCACACCACCGGAAUUCGCUCCAAAGAUGUCCAAAUCUCACCGGAAACAGGCCUCUCCGCUAGGAUCUACUUGCCAGGAACUAUUAUCUCCCAAGAACAUAAACUCCCUGUCCUUAUUUACUUCCACGGUGGUGGUUUCCUUUUCGGAACAGCCUUCAGUACUAUGUUCCAGCCCUUCCAUAACAGGCUUGCUUUGGAAGCACAAACCAUCAUCGUUUCUGUUGAUUACAGAAGAGCCCCCGAACAUCUCUAUCCAACUCAAUAUGAUGAUUCUUGGGAAGCCAUCAAAUGGGUUGCUUCUCAUGCAAAUAGAAACGGUUCGGAGCCAUGGCUUAAUGACUAUGCUGAUUUUGAACGUCUGUUCUUUGGUGGGGAAAGUGCUGGUGGAAACAUAGCUCACCAAAUGGGGAUGAGGAUUGGAUUAGGAAAAGACUUGGAUGCUUUUGGUGAUCGAGUGAAGCUUUCUGGGAUUGUCCUGAUCGAUCCACACUUCUGGGGAGAAACUCUAAUUGGUGGUGAGGUGAAUGCUGAUGUUAAGGAAAUAAAUAUCUUGGAAAAACUGUGGCGGGUGAUGAACCCAUCGUUAAGCAGUUUGGAUGAUCCGUUAAUAAACCCGGAAAAAGACCCGAAUCUUUCGAAGUUAGGGUGUCGAAGGGUACUUGUUUCUGUGGCUGAGAAAGAUUUGUUGAGGGAUAGAGGAUGGUAUUAUCAUGAUGUUCUGGGGAAUAGUGGAUGGAACGGGCGAGUUGAUAUAAUUGAAGCCAAAGGAGAGGGACAUGUCUUCCAUUUGUAUCCACCUUUUCGUGAAAACGCUUUAACUUUGUUCAAGACUCUGUUUUCUUUCAUCAAUGGGGACAAGUGCCAUCAUCUGAUAAGGGGCAGUUACAUGUGUCUGGUUCUGGAGAUGGCCGGUGUUCACCAAUGGCAUCAUACAACAUCCGAAGGCUAUGAAUCUGUUCAUCAGUUGCAGGGGUUGAUCUCCAUUCUUAAGUAUAGCCCUGCUCUUGCACUCUUUGACUAA